AUGCUCAAGUCAUUCGCAGCAGUUCAUUUCCGCCACUUCACGCCCACACCCAUAAUCUCUCGCACUCUGUUUCGAAAUAUGAGCGACAGCAAGCCAACCGCACCCCUGGCUUUGCCAUCCACCGAAUCCACCUCGGAUGGGUCCACCAACCUCACUCUCGGCGGCACAGUCAGUAUGGACGCCCUGGGACCCGUCGUCGUCAACGUCAAUGGCACCUUGUCCCGCAUCAACAACUGGGCCGAGAUGAAUGAAAUCGAGAGAGAGAACACAUUACGCGUCCUCGGCAAACGUAAUCGUCAACGGCGCGAAGCCCUCCUGGCGGCUCAGUCUGCUGAAGGGGAGGUCGCCAAGGACUCUGGGAAGGAAUGAGAGUCCCCUGUUCACUAGUUUCAUGUUCACGACCAGCGACACUUUAUUCGAUGAAUCGACUUUGUAAAAUUAUCCAAAGACUUCCAAUAUUCCAACCAA
Molecule: messenger RNA, 468 nt
Organism: Verticillium dahliae VdLs.17
Lineage: Eukaryota; Fungi; Ascomycota; Sordariomycetes; Glomerellales; Plectosphaerellaceae
Exons: 1
Coding region: 1-369 (122 amino acids)
Source: RefSeq, a predicted model, not a curated record